This is a messenger RNA of Botrytis sinoallii, 990 nucleotides long. RefSeq lists its product as uncharacterized. Lineage: Eukaryota; Fungi; Ascomycota; Leotiomycetes; Helotiales; Sclerotiniaceae. Bases 1 to 990 code for a protein of 329 amino acids. The record is from RefSeq and is a predicted model, not a curated record. The transcript is spliced from 3 exons.
AUGGACAGCAAUCCAGAAGCACACCGCAUUGAUCCUAUUUCACAAGGUAUCAAUUCGCUCACAAUGGAUCCUUCAAACCAAAGAGUCACCCCGGAGCCUGAGCAACAAACACCAAAGAUUGGAACCCGAAGGAUUUUACCCGAGAUAUUGUAUCAAAUCAUCGACUGUCUCGAUUGGUCCAAUGAUACCCCAACCUUAACUUGUGUCUCUCUAACAGCCAAAAUUUCUUACGACUAUCUAGCGUUCCUCGCAAAACAAGAAGGAUGGGUACAAGAUGGCACGACAUGGCGUAUGCAAAUGAAUCUUUGUCUAGGCCAGAGAUUGGAGCUCGCACCUCUAUUGAAGAACUGGAUUGGAGGCGACUACAGAGUUGCCUCUCCAAAAACCAUCGCGGCCCUAAAUUUAACUACGGUUGGUUCAGAAUACUGGGAGACACCAACAAACAUUUUGUUCCUUUCCCGUGCAGUAUACGGCGAUAAAUGGGAGCAAGAAUUUGCCUUACCACAACGGCAUAUGGACUAUUACAACAUGACCAUGCCGUUUAAGUAUAAUUUUGUUUACCACACACCAUUCUUUCCACAGCCACUGCACGACAAAGUCAACUGGUACGAAGACAUGGCACACUUCAUCAUUCAUGAUUAUAUCAUGGGUGAAUGGAAUGAAGAAAGCCACAACGACAUUGGUGGUUGGUUUGACCCUGAAAGAAUAGUGUGUACUACACCGCAUCACCCCCAGGGCUUGGGACCAUCAGAGCUCAAAGGAAAGGGAGAUGGCAGUGGCUUUAUUGUGUCAGUUAAGGACCUUAUCGUAACAACUGCUUAUGACCGUCGGGUGCCACCCCUUCCAUGGACUUACAAUGGUCGAGAUAGCUUUCAUCGCGCCAUAUGUCAUCAAGAGGGAGCAACAAUCAAAGAUAUGUUGAAGGCCAUUGAGAGAGAUAUCAAUGAGUCCUGGGGCAUCUCAUUUUGGGAAACUCAUAGCAGUGACUAA